Messenger RNA from Aspergillus ibericus CBS 121593, 1746 nucleotides. Its product is annotated as glycerol kinase. Bases 1 to 1746 code for a protein of 581 amino acids. Gene Ontology annotation, molecular function: glycerol kinase activity. Gene Ontology annotation, biological process: triglyceride metabolic process; glycerol-3-phosphate biosynthetic process; glycerol metabolic process. The record is from RefSeq and is a predicted model, not a curated record. The transcript is spliced from 4 exons. Gene Ontology annotation, cellular component: mitochondrion. NCBI's taxonomy places the organism in Eukaryota, Fungi, Ascomycota, Eurotiomycetes, Eurotiales, Aspergillaceae.
AUGGAUGCACCCCAAAGUUUCAUUGGAUCGAUUGACCAGGGCACGACAAGUACCAGGUUUUUGAUAUUCGACCGGAAUGGGAGCUGUCUGGCAUCUCACCAGGUGGAGUUCGAACAGAUCUUUCCUCAUCCGGGAUGGCAUGAGCACGAUCCACUGGAGAUCCUAGCAUCCGUCCAAACCUGUAUCGAUGGGGCUGUCCGGAAGUUCGAAGCCCAGGGCUAUCACCGGUCUUGCAUCAAAGCCGUCGGAAUUACCAACCAGAGAGAAACCACCGUUGUUUGGGACACUGUGACUGGACAGCCACUGAGGAACGCCAUCGUGUGGACCGACACCAGGUCCCAGGAUAUCGUCGAUAAACUGAAGAAGAAACCUGGUGCCUCAAAGCUGCAGCGGCUCUGCGGGCUUCCACUAUCAACCUACUCUUCCUGCUCGAAGCUGCUUUGGAUGCUCGAAAACAAUCCCGCUAUCAAAGACGUGUACGAACGGGGAAUGUUGGCAUUUGGAACCAUUGAUACCUGGCUUGUGUACUGUCUCAACGGCGGAAGCAAAGCGAAUGUGCACGUGUCAGACCCUACCAACGCCUCCCGCACCAUGUUCAUGAAUUUGGAGACUCUACAAUACGAUGAUUAUCUCCUUGAUUUCUUCGGCAUCAGAGGGGUGCAUUUGCCCAAAAUUGUCCCAUCCUCUGACGCAAAUGCAUAUGGAUGUCUCUCGGACGGUGCUCUGGCGGGCGUUCCCAUCACAGGCUGUCUCGGAGAUCAGUCCGCAGCUCUCGUCGGCCAAAAGGGCUUCUCCCCCGGCAUGGCGAAGAAUACCUACGGCACGGGAUGUUUCCUGCUAUACAACGUGGGCGAGAAACCGGUGUUUUCCAACCAUGGACUCCUCGCCACUGUGGCAUACCACUUCGACGGAAAGCCCAUCUACGCCCUAGAAGGCAGCAUUGCCGUCGGGGGAUCGGGCGUCAAAUUCCUCCAGCACAACCUCGAAUUCUUCAAAGAGCCCCAGCAAGUGAACGACCUGGCCCUGACCGUUAAGGACAACGGCGGAUGCGUCUUCGUCACCGCAUUCAGCGGUCUGUUCGCUCCCUACUGGAUCGACGAUGCCAAAGGAACCAUAUUCGGAAUAACCCAAUACACCAAAAAAGGCCACCUGGCACGGGCCAUCCUCGAAGCCACCUGUUUCCAAACCAAAGCCAUCCUCGACGCGAUGGAAAAAGACAGCGGCCACGCACUAUCGGAACUAGCCGUGGACGGAGGCAUGAGCAACUCCGAUCUCGCCAUGCAGGUCCAAGCCAACCUAAUCUCCAUCCCCGUCUACCGCCCCGAAAUGCGCGAAACGACCGCCCUCGGCGCAGCCAUCGCGGCCGGUCUCGCCAUCGGAAUAUGGCACAACUUCACCGAGUUACGAGAUAUCAACCGCUCGGGAGGAUCCGUGUUCGAGCCGAAGAUCAGUCGCGAGGAAAGUGCUAGGUCGUUUGCGUUGUGGGAGAAGGCGGUGCGGAUGAGUCGGGGGUGGGUGGGGAGUUCUGUUAUUCAAAAUGGGAAGAGUAAUGGGGUUGGUGGUGGGGAGAAGAAGGUUGGGGAGGUUGGGGGCGGGGAGAAUGGUGAUGGGUUGGCGGUGAGUUUGGCUGGUGGUGGUGGGGGGUUUGAGGAUCUGGAUGGUCUGGAUGAGGAGGAUUUGUGGUUGGAGUUGAGACGGGUGGAGGUUUUGCAGCGGUUGAAGAGGGUGAGGAGGGGUGCUGGGUGA